AUGUCCAGUAUCAGAGACAACAACAGUAUACUCAAUCCGCCCUCCGGCACUGCGUUCUCCGAUUUCUUGUCGACCUGGAAUGACGGUCACGUCGCGCGGUGGCUCACCAAUAUCCACUGUAGCGCAUUUAUCGAGACAUUUAGAAACCAUGGUAUUCGUGGUGAUCUUUUGUUGGAGAUAGAUCAGGACAUCCUCAAAGAUAUGGGGGUUACAAGCAUCGGAGACAGGCUGCGGAUUGUGAAUGGAGUGAAGGGUCUGAGGAACAGAUGUUUACUCCCGGAUGCGAACCCUUCGGUGUCUGCCAUCGCGCACUCGCGGCCGUCGAUGAGUUCUCUUGAAAUACCGCCACGAGAGCCUCGCAUAACGAACGCCACUUUUCAAUCGCAUUCACGCUUACCCCCACGAGAAUCCUCAUCGAACAGGCCCGAUCUUUCCCAUAUAAUCCGAGAACGUCGAUACGGUGGCUCCAUAUGCAAUGCGCCCGCCAUUCCCCCACCCCCCCAAACCCGUCCGUCCGGACAGUCCACUACACUAAGAAGUGACACGAUUACGCGGUCAUCGUCACUGCCCCUUUCCCCCGCGCGGCCACCUCGGCCUCCAACCACGCGCGCGGGCCCACGCACUCUCGAUCCCCUCAUCAUUCCACAUACACGCACACCCAAGAAAGCCCACCCAGCCAACCACGCCAACUCACCCCUCUCCCCAGCACCCACGUCCGCAGGCUCCAACACGCAGACAAUUUCUCCCGUAAACUCUCAGUCCAACCGCUGGUCAACUUGUUCCUUUGGCCUGCCUGCAAAUCCACGAUCCCCCCCACCCAACAUGAAACAUCAGAUUCGAUCACCAACACCACCAGUAUCGCGACCGCCGCCAUGCGCUGCCAACCUUGUAAGCAACAGGAAUAUCUCGUUCAAUAGCAUUACUUCGCCCCGCGAGCGAACGCCCACGGAAGGGAAUCUCGCUCCAAGGCCGUCGACGCCUGGAACGUUUGCAUGUCCGUCCGCGCGAGCACCUACGUCGCGUAGCUUGCGAACCCCCGGUCAGCAUGGCUUUCCACUUUCACCUAUCAUUGAGUCGUCACGAUCGUCAUCACGAUCGUCGUCAACCCUUACAGCGUCGCUUAGGCGUCGUUCAUUCAACCCUGCUUCUCACGCUGCCGCACCAUCCCUGGAUGAACUCCGUCACAAACUGGUCAAAUUCAUCAUGCCAGAAGAAGGGCAGUCUUAUGUCGUCGAUGUCGCAGACUGUGCAGACGGCAUCGAGAUAGUGGAGAAGGUCCUGAAGAAGGCUGAAAAAGCGGGCUUGCGGAGGAACGAUGCAUCCGAUGUCAUGGGCCCUGUUAAUAUGGAUGGUGGAGGAUUCAAUGUGGACGGAUGGUCUGUAUAUCUCGAGUGGGACGAUGCCAAUGACUCGGGGGACCCACUCUCCGAAGCAGAGCUACAGGCAGUGUGCCAUAGUUCAUCCUACUACUCGGUCAAAGUACGCGGGCUAACACUGCGUAAAAAGACAAAACGAUCCAAAGAUCUCCACCAAAUGUUCGGCGAAAACCCACCCCGAUCCCUCAUCAGCUCCACUCCCCGUGUCCUCCGACCGAGGUCGCCCGAACCCGAUAUCGCCGCAUAUGCCAGGGCUAUCAGUGAAUUGCAAAGCAAGAAGUCGCGCACCAUCAAAGGAGCCACCACAAUCAGCGUCCGCAGUGUGCAUGACCCCCCAUCGUUACUGCAAGGCCGACCAAAAAAAUUACACCCAUCUGCAAACUCCGUUAAGAAGCACCCGAAACUGCGCAGUUUCCUCCGCCACGGGGCGAUGGUCGCGGCGCACUUGACGGGACACUUUCCGUUUGUGGAGGGGGAGGUGUUGUGCAAUGCACGGCGUGGGAUGGUACUGUGUGCUUCGGACGUGAGUGGGGACAAGAGCGGACCACCACUUCCCUCGCGGUUCAGCGCGAGUACGCACGGCUCAAAAUUGGAGCAGGGCUCGAGAAUCUCGGUCACUCUGACCGGGCUCUGGGAGUCUAUGAAACGCAGUCAACCAUAUAAAGGACCAGUGUAG
Suillus paluster is the source of this 2052-nucleotide messenger RNA. RefSeq lists its product as uncharacterized. NCBI's taxonomy places the organism in Eukaryota, Fungi, Basidiomycota, Agaricomycetes, Boletales, Suillaceae. The coding region runs from base 1 to 2052 and encodes 683 amino acids. The transcript is spliced from 2 exons. The record is from RefSeq and is a predicted model, not a curated record. Gene Ontology annotation, molecular function: protein binding.